Closterium sp. Naga37s-1 is the source of this 6837-nucleotide messenger RNA. NCBI's taxonomy places the organism in Eukaryota, Viridiplantae, Streptophyta, Zygnematophyceae, Desmidiales, Closteriaceae. The record is from the annotation of a GenBank genome assembly.
AUGGGUUCGUGCUUCUCAAAGCCUCGGGUGGAGGGAGGCGAUGCUUCUUCUGGGAACGGAGGGAAGAAGGUUCAGAGCAGCAGAACGUCUGGCAAGAAGCCUGAUGUUGAAACGGCAGCACGAGGGAGCUCGACCGUCGAGCAGCAAGGCCAACACGUGCAGAAAAUGAACGCCGAGGCAAAGAAUGGCAAAGUGUUUGCGCAGCUAGCGUCAGCUGCGAUAUCUACCGCGGAAGCAGAACUAGCAGCAGCAAGAGAAGCAGGUAGUAGCAGUGGUGGUGUUGGUGCUGCUGCUAAUGUUGCUGCUGCUGGCAGAGCGGAUAUGGGCCGCGAGGACGAAGCAGAGGAGUUUGCAGAUGCGCCCUCCAGGCAGGACUCGGGGGAAGACGAGCUGCAGAGCGCCAGAGAAGACUCAAGCUCGCAAGCAGCAAGUGGAGCGGAUGUAGAAAUCAGUGUGACUGACCGCCACGUCCCCACCAUGGCGAGUGGUCCUGGUCCGGGGUCUGGUCUGCCAGAGAUUCGGCCUGCUCUUGACGUUCCUCCCACGGCAGAAGCAUCGGCGGAAGACGCAAGGGGCCGUCAGAAAACUGCAAGCAGUGUGGAUGUAGAAGGAAGAGCGGAGGAAGGGGUUCAAGCGGAGGGGGCGAGGCGAGAAGGGGCACCAGCUGGGUCAGAGGCGUACAGCGGGGAAGAGAUGAGAUUGGACGGUCCAGAUGGAGCUGUGGAAAGGAAUUCCAGUGGCAGGAGACCUCUAUCUGGAGAGAAUCAAGCGUGGCACAGGAAGGGCAUUGCUGCUGGCACAGCAGGCUGGACUCGUAAUGGCAAUGAACAGCAGCAGCAAGACAGCCGAAGCAAGGGAGGAGUGAGAGGCGACGAUGGAAGGGCUGUGGCGCAACAAGUAGCAAAGGCAACUCCAGCACCAGCAAACCCAGCAGCAGCAAGAUCAGCAUCAGCAUCAGCAGCAGCUGUAUCAGCUUCCGAUGCUGUCAGAGCCUCAUCAAAUCUGCUCGGCCCCGUGCUGUCUGAUUCCGCUGCUCUUGAUUACUAUGGACCGUCCUUGCUCAAACAAGGGUCACGGAGGGGCAGGAGCAGAGAGUCCAGCAGGCGGGGUGAUGGGGGUGGCAAGGGCUGUCUGCAGUAUGAGGCGAGUGGGAGUGACAGCGAGGAGGGGGGUAUGCAUGCAGGGCGGAUGGGAAAGGGCAGGACUAGGGUUUGCUUGGGUGGCGAAUAUGGACUGGAUGGGGAUGGGCCGGAUGGGUAUUGCUUUCCCAGGAGGAAGAGAAAGGCGAGUCGGCAGAGUAAGAGCGCAGUGGAGAGCGGUGCAGAGAGAGAUGGUAGGGUUGCGAAUGAAGGGGGACUUGUGGGAAGUAGCACCAGAGGGAGAGGAGAGGUGUAUGGUCAAGUGCAGGAGUGUAAUGGAGGGGCACGUGGGAAUGAGGAGGGCUUGAUGGUACAGGUGGUGAAGAGAAGACGAGGACGAGAGAAAGAGAAGGAGGAGAAGGAGAAGCAGAGGGUUCCUGUGAAUGCAAACGACGGGCUUAACGUUUUCAUGAUGACCCAGAAAGGCACGAGGGGAAAGAAGGGUAGUAGUCAGCGCAAACCAAGGCUAGCAGCUGGUGGCGAAGAAGCAGCAACAGCAGGGGCAGCAGGAAAGGCAGCGAAGGGCGAGCGUGCAUGGUGGGGGGCGGCCCCUCCUGAGUUCGUGGAUGCAAACAGCCACUCUGACGAUGACUUCCAGUCUGCACGUGCUGACACCCUGUCACAGGCGAGUUCCAUGACAGCAGCUAGCCUGUGCCAGAGAGGCGCACAAGCAGGCAUGAUGCUGCCGGCGCAGGCAGGCAGGGCACUAGUGGGCAAGCUGCAGGAGGGCGCAGGAGCGUUGCUCACCAUCCACCACUGUGACUCGCGCACUCAGCAGCAGCCCGCUACUCCCAUGCUUACUCCAGAGGCAGAUGCAGGUGGUAUGAGCGUCCGUCCCUCCUCCCCCCGUCGCUCCAAGGGCCUGUCCUCCGUAUUCUCAGUUGCUCGCAAGGUGCUCUCCCCUCGUGGGGCCCGCGUGUCAGCAUCCUCCUCCUCUUCCAAAGCAGGCGGCAGCAAGCCAUGCGUGCCGUCCUUGAGUGGGGAGAGGAGGGUUCAUGGGAAGGCAGGAUUAAGGAGGAGGAAGGAUGGGACCGUGGGGAGGGGGGCACAGGAGCUUGGAGUGGGAGUGGAGCAGGAGGAGCAGGAGGACGAGGAGUUCCAUAGUGCUGGGAGUGAGAACUCUGAUGAGCUGGAAGAAAUGUUCAACACAGCGCCUCUGCUCCUCACCACCCCGCCGCCACACCUCCCCUCGCCAAGUGCGGGCAAGCCUGGAGAUUUUUCAGAGGACGAAGGAGAGGGCAGUGGGGCGGAGCAUGAUUCACAAGAGGGGGCGGAGGCGGCAGAGGAUCAAGAGGGAAGGCGCACCGCAACAGGCAGUUGUGGGAAAGUGGAGUCUGGGACGCGCGUUGCUGCACAAGCACAACAGCAGGCUGCCAACGUUGCUACACCUGCUGCUGCUGCCGUUGCAGCUCGCGAUGAUGCCAAUGAUGCCGGUGCCACCACCAUUGGGGCUACAGCUGCUGCACCCCACCCACACCGCGCCUCCCGUUCUCCCCUCCAAACGUUUGGCGCUACGAUGCUCUCUGCUGCCCGCACUGCACUCUCCCCCUCCCGCCGCUUCUCCUUCUCACCUGCCACUGCUCCUGGCCCUGCUGCUGGCACGCGGAAAGUCAGGGCAUGGAGUAUGGGCGGUAGUGGGGACGAGAGGGAGGUGGGUAGGUCACAGCAGAGUGGAAGUAAGGAAGGGGGUGAUGGUGCAAGGAUGGCGCAUGGAGCGUCAGCAGCGGAAUGGCUGGAAAAUGAAGUUUUUGCUGUGCAUUCAGAUACAGUGAUCAAGCCAGCCCCACCCAGCAGCCCCUCAUUCACACUUUCUCAACCAGUCGCCUCCACCUCUCACUCCUCCUCCACUCACCCCCAUAUCCCAACCUCUCUCUCUGAUCUCCAUGUAUCUGCCUCCGCACAACCAUCCCCUCGACUCCACCUGCACAUCGAUUCAAAUGCUGCUGAUCCCACCUCUUCCUCCCGUCGCCCCUUGUCCUCUCCAAGCUCGCCCACCAUUGCCCUGCACUCUUCUUCCUUCCGUUCCACAUCCCCUCGCACCUCGUUUCGCCACUCCCCCUUGUCCUCUCGAACACGUGUUUGGGCAAAGCAGACACACCGGCCCUUCUCCCCUGGUUCGGCCGCACCUCGGAGGCUCUCCGAUGCUUCAGGUUCGGGAGUGGAGCGGCCCCGGACCUGGUCUCUGCAUCCGGAGCUGUGGAGUCGGGUGACUAAGGGAAGGGAGGGACAGGCGGAGUCGGGAGGUUCUAGAAACUUGAGGAGCAGUGGAGGUGGUGGGGGUGGUGCUGUCCCUGCUGCUGCACCCACCGCAGCAACAGCAACACCAGCAUCAGCAGUAACAGCAGCAGCACCUGUGCUCUCGAACGUGAGACCACAAAACGGUGUAGCAGCAGCAGCAGCAGCAGCAGCAGCAGCAGAUGCCUGUAACCCUGGCACUGCAGACGCUGUAUCCCGCUGUGUGAGUGCCAGCGAGCACGCUAGCAGCCCUGUGUAUGGGAUGGAAGGGCGCCAACGGGGGGCGUCACUCUCCCCAAUGCCCCGCACCUCCUCCACUCCCUCUUUUACCUCAGCAACUGCAGCAGCAGCAACAGCACGAGCAGGAGCAGGAGAAGCAGCAGGAGCAGCAGGAACAGCAGGAGCGGGACGAGAAGGGGCAGGAGGUGCAAGGUCACGUGUGACAGUACACGGAGGGGCAGCACGAGAUGGGACAGAAGGAGAGGGCACAGCAGCAGCAGCAGCAGCAGCACAACGAGGAGGGCUGCCGCGAUGGAAGUCACUUCACACAUCCUUCUCCGUGCCCUCGCUGCAUAAGCUCGCUCACUCCGUGGCUGCCGCUGCUGCCUCUGCUGCUUCUGCCACGCCUCCUGUCAAGACCCCCAGGCAGCACAUGACAGACGCGGAGGAGGAUGAGGAGGAGGAGGAAGUAGAUGAAGAGGAGGACUUUGGGGCGUUCAGAGGGGUGUAUUGGGAGAGGGAGAGGGAGCGGCGGCAGGAGCAACCGGCACGAGCAAGCGUGCCAGUGCGAGUGGAUGCAGAGACGGCAGUUGCCAAGAUGCUACUAGCCCCCCGCAAAGUCCUUCACAUGCCUGAGCCAGGGUCGCAGCUACCACACCAUGUGUCCCUCUCCCGUCCUCCUCGCCGUCGCUCCUCCCCGCUCGUCAUCUCCCCCGAUUCCUCUCCUGACCGUGCCUCCUGCACCUCGCCUCCCCUGUCCGCGCCACCACCCGCCCACUGCUGGAUGACCAUCAGCCCGGCCUGCUUGCCUGUGCGCGGAACAAGCUAUUUCAGCACGGGUGGGAAGCAGGCAGGGCAUCACAUGACGCCAUACACAGUGACAGCAGUGGAUGUAUUUCACACGCCCCACAAGCUCACCCACAUUGCUCGCCUCCUUGACCUUCCUUCUGCCGCCGCCGCUGCCACAGCUGCCGCCACCGCCACCGCCCACUCCUCAGCUGCUUCCUCCCCGCGCACUGCACCCCCCGGUGCUGCUGCUGCGGCUGCCACUGGCUUAGCUUCUCGUGAAGCUGCUGCUCUUGCUGCUGCGCUGCCGCGAAUGUUGCUGAUUCACGUGCAGGUGCCCAUCCACACGCCGCGCUCUCACAUCCCGCUGCUGUCAUCUGAUUCACAUGCAUCAGAGGGGUUUAGCCUCGUGCUCUAUGCGCACCUCUGCCCCUCAUUCUUCUCAUCCGCGCCCCCCCACAUGCUGGCGCUGCUCCGGGGGCUCAAGGGCGGGGUGGAGACAAUGAAGGAGGAGGAGGUGGCGCGAGUCUCUGCCAUGCUGUCAGGCGCUGCUGCGUUUGUCCCCUUUAAAGAGCGCCUCAAGCUCAUGGUUGUGCGCAGAGAUGGGGCGAAAGACGCCGCCCGGACAGUCCUAGCACGGGAGGACGGGAAUGGGGACGCGAGGAGGGAGAGGGCAGGAGAAAGGGGGGGUGGAGGGAUGAGGGGCGAGUCUGGAGGGUUGCAUGGAGAGGAGGGAGAGGAGGACGAGGACGAGGACGAGGAGGAGAGGGGGGGGAGUGAUGAGGAAGGGAUUUCAGAGGAGGAGGAUGGUGAGGUGGAGGCAGGAGUUGGGAGGAGCUGUGUGCGCAGGAGGAAGGGGGGAGUGAGAAGGAGAAUAUCAAGGACGGUGGGGAGAGUGAUGGGAGUUAGGGACAAAUCAGGGGGUGUAGCAGCAGGAGGGAGGGGGCGGAGAGAGGAGUGGGGAAAGGAGGAGAGCGCUGCAAUUCUAACACACCCAUACCAGAUGUUCUUCCGGGGACCCGACUACUUGGAGAUAGACAUAGACCUGCACCAGCUGCCUCAAUCGUCCCGCAAGGCCCUGCUGCCUCUCCUCUGCACGCUCCCCGACUCCUCUCUCGACCUUGCCCUCAUUGCCCAGGUGCCUUGCCCUCAUUUCUUGGCUUUUCCUGUCAUAUUGCUCGCUACGAGCCUGAGAAUGGGUCUUCGUGGUCCCACGACGUACGAUGCGGAGCCCACGCGGCGUCCCGACAUGAUCGUGAAUCACCAGGCGCCGUACAAUGCGGAGACUCCACCCGCGCUGCUGGGAACGGCGUUCAUCACGGGCGCCGACGCCUUCUACGUGCGCAGCCACGGGCCCACGCCCGUGCUAGACGAUGCUGACAGCUAUCGCUUGCAAGUGGGCGGUCUCGUGCCCAAGCCGCUCUCUCUCUCCCUACAGGACAUCAAGUCCAUGCCAGCGGAAACCAUUGUUGCCACCAUGAUGUGUGCGGGCAACAGGCGCACGGAGAUGAGCACCAGGCGCAAGGUCAAGGGCGUGGGGUGGUCCCAGGCUGCCAUCGGGAAUGCCACGUGGACAGGAGUGCGUGUGUCGCACGUGCUGGAGCUGGCAGGAGUGGCGCCUCGUUCCACGCGCACCUCAGCAGGCGGCAAGCAUGUGGAGUUCACCAGCGUUGACGUCUGCCCAGAGGAGAAGGGGGGGCCCUACAAGGCGUCGCUGCCGCUCCUCCACGCCUCCUCACCAGAGCAGGAUGUGCUCUUAGCCUACCAGAUGAACGGACAGGACUUGACUCCUGACCACGGCUUUCCUCUGCGCAUCGUUGCUCCCGGGGUCAUCGGGGCGCGUUCGGUGAAGUGGCUGGAUCGCAUCGACGUCCUCUCGCACGAGUCGCAGGGCUUCUUCAUGCAGCGCGACUACAAGAUGUUUCCCCCCAGCAUUGACUGGCACAACAUUGAGUGGAACACUCGCCGCCCUAUCAUGGACUUCCCUAUCCAGUCGGCCAUAACAGAGCCUGCAGUGGGGGAGGAAGUACAGCCAGGUCCUAUCACCAUCUGGGGGUAUGCAGCAGUGGGCGGCGGACGUGGCAUCGAGCGGGUGGAGGUGUCAACUGAUGGAGGCGCCACCUGGCAGGAGGCCACGCGCCUGCCACACACCGUCGACAACCCCUCUCAAUUCGGCCUCCUGCAAGGCCCGGCAGCAGCAGGGGAGGGAGGCGGCGUGUAUGUGGCAGAUGCGGAUGAGGAGGGAGAGGGGCGGUUCAAGUGGGCGUGGGUGCUGUGGCAGCUCAACGCCACUGUCACUCCGCCAUGCCAGAUUGUCGCUCGUGCGGUGGAUUCAUCGUCCAACACACAGCCGGAGGAUGUGGAUAGCAUUUGGAACCUGAGGGGUGUGCUCAACAACUCGUGGCACCGUGUGGACCUCAAGGCUGCUGCCGACAAUGCUGCUGCUGCUAAACUCUAA